CGUUAAAUAGUUCAGCAAGGUGCCUGCGUGGAAAUUAAGUAAAUAAACUUUAUAAUCUUUAAACGCUUUGUUUGUCAGAAGACACAUUGGAAUAAUGGCAGCAUCACCGCCAGUGCGUAUGAAUUGGCAUCCAAAUAUGAAACAUACCGAAGUGGAGCGAUGGAUUUGCAUUUAUCCAGCCUAUAUUAAUAGCAAAAAGACCCGCCAGGAAGGCCGCCGACUUCCCAAAGAGAAUUGCGUUGAAAACCCCACCUAUGUUGAAAUUCGUGAUGUGCUCUCAGUGUCCAAUGUACAAUUUGUUGUGGAAAACAAACAGUACUGCCGCGAAAAGAGCAGGGAGCUGCAGUUCCGGGGUCGGGUGCGCGUGCAGCUACGCAACGCGGACGGCACAUUGUGCAAUAGCGAGUUCUCGACGCGUGAGUCUAUCAUGAGGCAUGUAGCCGGUAAAAUACCGCAACUGAAAACACGACAGAACAAAACAAACGACCCUCAGCCGCAGCCACAGUCGAGUGGGGCUGGAGCUGGUGGUGGUGGCGGUGGUGGCAAAAAGGGCAAGGGAAAGCGUCGAUGAAUCUGCAAACAUUUCAUUUUGAAAUCUGUUUAGUUGAUUUUUGUAAUAAAUUCUAUACAUUUUGCGCUAGCAAAA
Drosophila novamexicana is the source of this 646-nucleotide messenger RNA. RefSeq names its product signal recognition particle 19 kDa protein (gene Srp19). Lineage: Eukaryota; Metazoa; Arthropoda; Insecta; Diptera; Drosophilidae. The coding region runs from base 95 to 571 and encodes 158 amino acids. The transcript has 2 exons. Gene Ontology annotation, cellular component: signal recognition particle, endoplasmic reticulum targeting. The record is from RefSeq and is a predicted model, not a curated record. Gene Ontology annotation, biological process: SRP-dependent cotranslational protein targeting to membrane, signal sequence recognition; SRP-dependent cotranslational protein targeting to membrane. Gene Ontology annotation, molecular function: 7S RNA binding.